This is a messenger RNA of Quercus lobata, 1221 nucleotides long. Its product is annotated as adenine deaminase. The record is from RefSeq and is a predicted model, not a curated record. NCBI's taxonomy places the organism in Eukaryota, Viridiplantae, Streptophyta, Magnoliopsida, Fagales, Fagaceae. The coding region runs from base 235 to 1011 and encodes 258 amino acids. The transcript is spliced from 7 exons.
GCUUCCUUAACAGAAUAUAAAUUUUUAUACUGAUCAAAAGAAAGAAAAAGUAAAAAGCUCUCUCUGCCCACGUAACGUUCACAUCCACAGAGAGAGACUAGUAGACCUGUGAGCGUCUCUCUCUCUCUCUCUCUUUCUGCAAUCUGAAAAUAUAAGUACGAAAGGCUCUCUCUCUCUCUCUCUCUCAUACACUCCUCACACCUAAGCUAAAAUUUCAGACUGUGAUUGCUCACAAUGCCAAUGGCUGCUGAUUCGGCCAAUGAGGGGGGACAAAACAACCGGGGCAUCCAGGAUGGUAUUUGCAGCUUACCUGUCAGCUGUUCAUGUUUCAAGCUACUAAAUCAAAGUUUUGAUGAGGUCAACCAGCACUGUUCUAUAGAUAUUUUGCCAAUUCUGCUUGAGGGGGCUUCAUUUCCAGCAAGACUAAGUUGCCCACAGCACAAUUCACAUGGCCAAGAUGUCUACAGCAUUUCAGUGCUGUCUGGUGAAGGGAAGAGUCCACAAUGUGCUUCAGAGUUGGCAUUUCUAAGCUUUUUGGAAGUUGCUAAUCUAUCUAAAAAUCAGAUGUGCUUGGAUGCACAAUUGAAUUGCCAAAAUUGCAUUGAUUUGCCAGUGAAAAGUGCUGAUCCUAUUUCCCCAUGCAUUGUCGAUUUAAAUAUUGAAAAGGAAUAUUCAAAAACACCUGAAUCCAAUGAUGAAGCUGUUGAAAGUUUGAAAAGUGAAGGUGCACUAACUCAUUUGCAGAGGGUGUUGUGGAGACAAGCAAGCCAUACAAUAGGUGGAAAACUAAUGCAGCUUUUCAUGAAUGUUGGCACUUCAAGAGAUAAAUCAGUGACUGAAAGGGCCCAUGAUACUGCAAAUAAUCGAUGGAGAAGAUAUAAGCGUUCUACCUCAUUUGAUUCAAGAAAGAUCGUUCUCCUAUUUUCAAUCAUGUCAAGUUUGGGAACAUUGGUGCUGAUAUAUCUGACAUUGAAAGUUAGGCAGAGUGGUGAUAAUUAUGUUCAUGUCUGAUUGUUCAACCUGCUUUUGUGUAGUUCUCUUCAAAACUACUGUUGAAGAUCUCUUGCCCACAAUGUUAACAUGAAACUGUUUUUGGAUGUCCUCUGUACAUAAAGUAGUAACUAUCAUUCACAAUUCUACUAAAUUUUCUGUAAUAUGCAACUAUCACAGCUUAUCUCAGUGUUCAUAUUUCAGCAAUAAGGGCACCGUGCUAUGCAUAUC